AUGAAGACCAAGCCACUAAGUCAAGAUCCAGGCUCCAAACGUUAUGCCUAUCGUAUAAAUAAGGAAGAAAAUCGUAAAGAAUUGAAACAUGUCAAGAUAGAUGAAAGUUCUUUAGUCCAGAAGGGUCAAAAGAUCGAUUUGCCUAAGAAGAGAUACUACCGUCAAAGAGCGCAUUCCAACCCAUUUUCGGAUCAUCAAUUAGAGUACCCGGUAUCACCACAGGAGAUGGAUUGGUCCAAAUUAUAUCCUUACUAUAAAGAUGCAGAAACCGGCCAGAUGACAAAGAAGGUAACUAUUGCCGAUAUCGGCUGUGGGUUUGGUGGGCUUAUGAUAGAUUUGUCACCUGCCUUCCCAGAAACCCUGAUCUUAGGUAUGGAAAUCCGUGUACAAGUCACCAACUAUGUGGAGGAUAGAAUCAUUGCCUUGAGAAACAACACUCUCUCUAGACAUGGUUUCCAGAAUAUCAACGUUUUAAGAGGUAACGCCAUGAAAUUCUUGCCCAAUUUUUUUGAAAAGGGCCAGCUAUCCAAGAUGUUUUUCUGUUUUCCAGAUCCCCAUUUCAAACAGAGAAAGCACAAGGCAAGAAUCAUCACUAACACCUUGCUAAGUGAAUACGCAUACGUCUUGAAAGAGGGCGGUGUCGUUUACACUAUUACUGACGUCAAGGACUUACAUGAAUGGAUGGUAAAGCACCUGGAAGAGCACCCUUUGUUUGAACGAUUGAGCACAGAAUGGGAAAACAGUGACAAAUGUGUGAAAAUAAUGAGAAAUGCCACAGAAGAAGGCAAAAAAGUCGAAAGGAAAAAAGGUGACAAGUUCGUCGCCUGCUUUAGAAGAUUACCAAAUCCAACCAUACUGUAA
Saccharomyces eubayanus is the source of this 861-nucleotide messenger RNA. RefSeq names its product tRNA (guanine46-N7)-methyltransferase (gene TRM8). Gene Ontology annotation, biological process: RNA (guanine-N7)-methylation; tRNA methylation. The record is from RefSeq and is a predicted model, not a curated record. Gene Ontology annotation, molecular function: tRNA (guanine(46)-N7)-methyltransferase activity. Lineage: Eukaryota; Fungi; Ascomycota; Saccharomycetes; Saccharomycetales; Saccharomycetaceae. Bases 1 to 861 code for a protein of 286 amino acids. The transcript has a single exon. Gene Ontology annotation, cellular component: tRNA methyltransferase complex.